CGAGCGCAGCCCGGCGGCGCGUCCAGCUACGACUUGUCCGGACCUCCGGCCGAAUUCUCCGUUGCGUUUCCUUUCGUCGCUCGAGAUCGGUCGAAAUUCACGAAAAAAUUCUCGAAAUUCGAGACGGUUCGAUCCUCGAGAUUGAUCUCGCCUUACGUGGUCCCGAGUUGCUGUCUGAUUGGCGUUGCAAGUGGAUUGCAGAAGCAUUGUAGAGGAGGUUUUCAAUACUCUCUGGAGAUUGUACAGUCGCAUGAAGGUUGCCAAUUACGAGAGAGACAGAGAGAGCGAUCGAGCCAAUCUGGGUCACGCAGCUGCUUGCUUAAUCGUUCCUCGCACCGAAGGUGCCAAGAAAUAAGCUCAGUGGUCGAGUUACAGCAGGGUAAUGAUGCAGAAUUCACAUUCCAGCCUUUGACAAUGAUCGGAGCCAAAAGCGCUCCGUGCAUUGGAGCCAUAGUUCUUUGCCUGUCCGCUGUGCUGGUCAUCGCACAACCAGGGUUUCUGAGCAUAGACUGCGGAUCUACUGUCAACUACACGGACAACGCGACCGGAAUCCACUGGGUCACUGAUCAGGGCUACGUAACCACUGGACGCAACACACCACCAGUCAGCAAAACUGGCAGCCCGCUUGAUGACGACAGGUUCUUCCCCGAGCGCAAGAAGAAUUGCUACACUGUACCGGCAGAACCUGGGUCGACUUACCUCAUUCGCACGGUAUUCAACUUUUUAAACCUUGGCCUGCCUUUGAACGAUCUGAGCUUUCAGCUGUUCAUCGAAUCGACUCCGUGGACUACUAUCUCGUACAAUUCUGAAACCCCGAGCGUAGACACGUCGCGAGUGUUCGAAGCCAUUUGGAAUUCCACCGGGUCCAAGAUUAAUGUCUGCCUCGUGCGCGGUAGCGGAGGCAACCCUUUCAUUUCGACGUUGGAGCUCAGGAAAUUCGACCCGACCAUGUACGCCGCCCAUGACACGGGCUUGAAUUCAGGACAGAUGCUAUCUUGCUGGAUGAGAUGGAACUUCGGUACGCCGGUCAACUCGCUAGUCAGGUACCCAGAUGAUCCGUACGAUCGCUUCUGGAAUUUUGACGGGAAUGUGGGAAAUAAUUAUUGCCCGAGCACGUUGAGGGCCUCGGACCCUGACCUUGUACUACCUCAGCUCAGUGGGAAUCGAGUACCGCGGAAGGUGAUGCAGGAUGCUUGUGUGGGUACCGAGAGUCAACCGAACAUGUUACUGGUCAUCAGCUUUCCCGAAACAGUCCAACUUUUCUACAAUAUAAUUUACUUCCAGGAGAUCGAUGAUAAUGCCAACGCGACGAAUGCCAACGCGACGAAUGUACGGGGCAUCAGAGUUCAAAUGGAUUUCGGGAACUUCAAAGCGACGGAUUUCAACUUGACGGGGGAAGGGAUUCAAAUUUCCUCAUCAUCGUUCAACCUGUCGAGUACUGGAUUUUCCGCCACUCUCAGUAAACUCCCGGAAUCCCGCCUGCUCCCAUUAGUGAAUGCAGCGGAAUCAUACUUGAUGAUCAACGUCAGCUCGAACUCCACGGAUGCCAACGACGCGAGUGCUUUGGAGCGGGUCAAGGCAGGUUUCAACCUGCCGGACUACCCCGGGGAUCCGUGUUAUCCUGCCGCGUGGGAUUGGGUUGCUUGCGAUACCAAUUUUCAACCGGCGAGAGUCUCUCAAGUGAAUAUCUCGGGGUAUAACACGAAAGGAGUCUUGAAUCCAGCCAUAAAUGACUUGAGUCAGCUGACAUCAUUGCUUCUGGAUAACAAUCAUCUGUCGGGCGUGAUUCCAGACCUCAAGGGCUUGACUAAACUCGUAACAGUGCAUCUGCAAAACAACCAGUUAAGUGGAGCAUUCCCAGACUACUUGCUUCUCGUUCCGUCGCUCGUGGAGCUGGAUGUGUCGAACAACAAUCUGAAUGGCACGGUUUCGACGUGCCCUGGAUCGAAAUUAAACUUCUCAUGCGACGCCAAUCCACUCUUUGAUUGCAAAAAUAAAUCCCAUUCUUGCCUUGGCGGAGGAGCGUCAAAUCAUACAGUAGUCGGAGGAGUGUCUGGCGGAGGAGCUUCAGUUGCUACAGUAGUCGGAGGAGUGUUUGGAGGUCUUGCUUUCCUUUCACUGAUCGUUGUUUGCCUGGUGGUGAAGAAGAAAAGAGUUCUUGCAAGAGAACGUCGAAGGCUUGCAGGAGAGCCCAAUUCUUCGAACUUCAAUGGUGACGAAAACACGGCUUGUUUCAAGUCAGAGCAAAUACAAAAGCUGACUAACAAAUUUGAAAAGAAGAUCGGACAAGGGUCGUAUGGAGCCGUGUAUCUUGGAGAGCUAGAUACAGGCAAAAAAAUUGCCGUGAAAGUACAUGACGCCAAGUCUCGUGAAGGAAUCAAUGAAUUCAUAAAUGAGGUGAAGCUAUUGUCGAGAGUCCACCAUAGGAAUCUGGUUUCUCUUCUAGGCUAUUGUGAAGAAAUGGACCAGCAGGUACUGGUCUAUGAGCACAUGGGCAACGGAAACUUACGCGAGCAUCUAAGCGGUAACCUGGAGACGAAGGAACCGCUAAGCUGGAAAACUCGUCUCGACAUCGCCAUAGACUCUGCCAAAGGGCUGGAAUACCUUCACAAAGACUGUCAUCCUCAAAUCAUUCAUCGCGAUGUCAAGAGUUCCAAUAUACUGCUGGACGAAAAUUUCGUUGCCAAGGUUGCCGAUUUCGGUCUCUCGAAGGCUGGACCGGACGGAGGCUUCCAGAGUGGUAUUUCCACCGUUGUUGUGGGCACGCCCGGAUAUUUUGAUCCUGAGUAUUUCAUGACACAGCGGCUAACAUAUAAAAGCGACGUGUACAGCUUCGGUAUUGUGCUUCUGGAAGUGAUAUCUGGAGUUCCUCCCAUGACUUCCCAACUUCCAGAUGGAAGUGCGGGAACCCUCGUCGAAUGGGUGAAACGGCAGUUGCCGACGAACAUUCUUGGAAUUGCAGAUGAAAAUCUCGAUGGGCAGUAUAGUGAAGACGUGAUGAUAAAAGUGAUUCAGCUCGCGGUGUCUUGUAUUGCCCUAGAGUCUGUAAAUAGACCUGAUAUGCAGCAGAUUGUUAGAGUCUUGUGUGAGGCCAGGGACGCAGAGUUCCCGGUCGAAAGUGUACCCCAGAACCCUUUUAGCGUUUUCAGGCCUCUUUCCUUUUCGUUUUCGACAUCUAUGAAAAGCACUGACUCCUCUGGCCCGCCCGCCGAGCGUGUGUUGUCCUCUGCACGCCUUGAUCGGAGCAACAUCGAUGCGUCUUACGAGGUGGGCAGAUAGCAGAACCAGCACUUGAAUGGUAUUCAAAACAUUUUGUUGGACAUCUCUGUAUGGAAGAUAUGCCGGUGGGAACCUCACGACAUUCUCCAGAGAGUACGUACCUUUUUAUAGGGCAAAAUCAGAAUGGAGCAAAUUAGAAUUCCAAGUCUCACUAGGUGCGUCUGCGGCGAAUAAAUGAGGAUUGCUGAGUACACGGCAAGACAAGCUCUUGGACGAAAUGCGUAUCUCUUAAACUCGCUCGGCACGGGUGACAAUUCCUGUGGGCCAAAGUAGAAUUGGCACGAGACGAUGUCGAAGGAUCUCAGGUCAUGAGGCGAUUGGUUUCGCUCACUGGCACAUGAUUCUGUGUAAAAUUUCCAGCAACCAUGAUGUGUAUAAAAUUUGUGGAGACACAUUCCCAUGGAGGUGGAAAAGUCGGCCUUUUUUUGGCGAUGUAAUAAGCACAUGAAGCUUGUU
Messenger RNA from Marchantia polymorpha subsp. ruderalis, 3735 nucleotides. Lineage: Eukaryota; Viridiplantae; Streptophyta; Marchantiopsida; Marchantiales; Marchantiaceae. The record is from the annotation of a GenBank genome assembly.